AUGCGCAUUUUGAUAUUGGGAUUGGAUGGAGCUGGAAAAACGACGAUUUUGUAUAGAUUACAGGUGAGGAGCGGGGCACUGCCUCCCCAAAUCUACGUGUGUGUGGAAAAACGAAAAAUGUCUGGCACGCUCUCGCAAACACACACUCUCUCGCACACAACUGUUUACUUUUAUUUCGCGAAAACAGUGCAUAUUAGGAGCUGAUUUUUAUGUGUUUUUCAUCAGAACCACAAUAUGUGUUAUACAUAGUUCGAAAGAGAAUUUCUUCGGCUACAAACACAUAUGAAAUGUUAUAAAUGAAACCGAGAUAAAAAAAUAAAAAUUUCAUGCAAACAUGACAUGGUUUUUUUGAAUUGUGUGAAAAACGCAUGUGUUUUUUGAUGACCUGGCUCAUUUUUGAAUAUCGAAUAUAUGUAUAAUCGAGUCGUAGUUUUGUUCAGAAUAUCAAGGGCUUUCAGCUGAUGUAAAUCAAUAUUUAUGAAAUUGUGAAAUCAUGGAGGAGUAGGGAUUUUUCGUUUGUCAAUUUUUAAAACGAAAUUUUCAUUUUCAUUUGAAAGGAACUCGAAUGAAGUUUACAUACGUUUUGAAGAGAAUUUCUCGGGCUUCAAAAUCAUAUAUAUUUCUAUACACAAAAAUGGAAAUUGAAAGCACCGCUUUCGGUUGAAAACUUGUUGGGUUUGCACCAAACAAACAAACCGCGUUCAGUAGUGUUGCGAAAAACAGCGUUGAGUUUUCAACCGAAAGCGGUGCUUUCAAUUUCCAUUUUUGUGUAUAGAAAUAUAUAUGAUUUUGAAGCCCGAGAAAUUCUCUUCAAAACGUAUGUAAACUUCAUUCGAGUUCCUUUCAAAUGAAAAUGAAAAUUUCGUUUUAAAAAUUGACAAACGAAAAAUCCCUACUCCUCCAUGAUUUCACAAUUUCAUAAAUAUUGAUUUACAUCAGCUGAAAGCCCUUGAUAUUCUGAACAAAACUACGACUCGAUUAUACAUAUAUUCGAUAUUCAAAAAAUGAGCCAGGUCAUCAAAAAACACAUGCGUUUUUCACACAAUUCAAAAAAACCAUGUCAUGUUUGCAUGAAAUUUUUAUUUUUUUAUCUCGGUUUCAUUUAUAACAUUUCAUAUGUGUUUGUAGCCGAAGAAAUUCUCUUUCGAACUAUGUAUAACACAUAUUGUGGUUCUGAUGAAAAACACAUAAAAAUCAGCUCCUAAUAUGCACUGUUUUCGCGAAAUAAAAGUAAACAGUUGUGUGCGAGAGAGUGUGUGUUUGCGAGAGCGUGCCAGACAUUUUUCGUUUUUCCACACACACGUAGAUUUGGGGAGGCAGUGCGGGGGAAAUUUGGGAAAAAAUGUGAUGUUUUAAAUUUAAAUCCAAGUUUUUUGGGGAAAAAUAUACAUUUUUGAAUCUAAAUUUAAAUCCAAGGUUUUUUUUGGGGAAAAAUUGAAAAAUUUGAAAAAAAUCCGAUUUUUCAAAUUUUUGGGGAAAAAUUUGAUAAGAAAAAGUUAUCUUUCAAAUCUAAAUUUAAAUCCAAGAUUUUUGGGGAGAAAGCUGAAGUUUGGGCACAAAAUUGAAAAAUUUGAAAAAAAAAUGAAUUUUUAAUCUGAAAAUUCUUUUAAAAAAUUAUUUUUCGACGAAUUUUUCUGAAAAAAAAAAUAUUUUCUGAAUUUUGCAAGUUUCUUCAAAACUUUGAUGAAAUAAUUUUUUUUUGUAAUUUUGAAUUUUGAGAAAGUAAAUUUUUUUCGAUGAAUUUUUCUGAAAAUCUGAAAAUUUCCGAAGUUUUUUUGGUUAAAAACUAUUUUUGAGAAAUUCGGAAAACCACAUUUUUUGAAUAAAAAAAUUGAAAAUUUCAGAAAAACUGACAAUUCUUUUCAAAAAUUUAGAAGUUCUAAUUUUACCAAAUUUUUGAUGGGAUCAUUUUUUUUGUAAAAAAUUUUUCGAUGAAUCUGAGAAUUUCCAAAUUUUUUGAAAUUUCAGAAAUUUGCUGUAAAUUACAAAUUUAGAUUUUUUGAUUCAAGAAUUUGGGAAAUCUCAUUUUCAAGAUCCGAAAAAUUUCUAGCAUAUCUACAAAACCUCGAUUUUUCAGGUCGGCGAAAUCGUGACCACAAUUCCAACCAUCGGCUUCAACGUCGAACAAGUCGAAUACAAAAAUCUGAAAUUUCAAGUGUGGGAUCUCGGCGGUCAAACGUCAAUUCGACCAUAUUGGAGAUGUUAUUACGCGAAUACCGACGCAAUUAUUUAUGUCGUCGAUUCAGCUGAUCGAGAUCGUGUUGGAAUAUCGAAACAGGAAUUGGUUUCGAUGUUACAAGAAGAUGAAUUGCAAGGAGCUGUUCUAGCGGUUUUGGCGAAUAAACAGGUAGAAACUUUAUGAGAAAUUUUGAAAUCAACAAAAAAAUUUCAGGAUAUUGCUGGUUGUCUGACUGAAACUGAAGUUUAUAAAGCGUUGGGUCUUGAAGCGCUUCGAAAUCGAACAAUUCAAAUUUUCAAAACUUCCGCUUCCAAAGGCGAAGGUCUUGAUGCGGCGAUGGAUUGGUUGGCAAAUCAAUUACAGCAGAAAAAAUAA
Molecule: messenger RNA, 2554 nt
Organism: Caenorhabditis angaria
Lineage: Eukaryota; Metazoa; Nematoda; Chromadorea; Rhabditida; Rhabditidae
Source: the annotation of a GenBank genome assembly